AUGGCACUAUGGCUUCAUCUUCAACAGGGACAGAGAUGGAGACAACAAGACUCAUUGGAAAGCGAGAAAAUCUAUACAUUAAAAUGUAGUGCACGGGUUACAACAUCGGAUGGCCAAAUUAUUAAGAGAACCAAUGAGCACAACCACGUUGGCGACCCAGUACGUCGAGAUGCCAUUAAACUUAUUAACAAGAUUAAAAACGUAGCCACUUCCAGCAGAGACACCCCUCAAUACAUCGUUUCAAGUGUUUCUCAGGAAUGCCCACGGUCUGUGGCACCCCAUUUGCCUAGUGUGGAUGCCAUGAAACGAACAAUCCGCAAAAUUCGCCAGCGCAAUGGUGAUGGUCCAGCGACAGUUCAUAAUCGCCAGGACUUGGUUAUUCCCGAUGACUAUCAAAAAACGUCAACGGGAGAAGAUUUUCUUUUGUACGACUCUGGUCCCAACGAAGACCGAAUGCUCAUCUUCACUACCAGAAGAAACCUCCAACUGCUGGCUUCAUCACAUGAUUGGCAAAUGGACGGCACCUUCAAAACCGUACCCCAUCUAUUUUAUCAGCUUUUAACAGUGCAUGGCUUGAAAGAGAAAGCUUCUAUUCCACUGAUUUAUGCAUUACUUCCAAGCAAAUCUACAGAGUGCUAUUCCAAAUUUAUGCAGCAGAUAGUGGAACUGCAGCCGAAUGUCCGUCCUCAUAGGGUUACAAUAGACUUUGAGAAGGCUCUGAUCAACGGUUUUCAAAGACAAUUUCCCAAUACGACUAUCCAAGGUUGCUUCUUCCACUUCUGCCAAUGUAUUUUUCGGAGUAUCCAGAACAACGGAUUGAAGCAGCAAUAUGAAACUGAUGCUGAUUUUGCUCUGAAGUUAAAGAUGAUUCCUGCCUUGGCCUUCGUACCACCAGGAUGUGUAAUAGAAUCUUUUGAAGAGCUUUGCGAUGGCCAAAUUGUACCUCCCGAGGCCCAAUGUAUAUUAGACUAUUUUGAAGAUACGUGGAUUGGCCGACCAUCAACUAGAAGGCAGCGGAAGCCACCGCAAUUUGCGAUAAAUAUCUGGAAUUCCUAUGAAGCUGCUCUGCAAGGAGCCUCAAAAACAAAUAAUGCCGUAGAAGGAUGGCAUUAUGCAUUCGAGCAUCAAGUGUCUGCCAACCACCCAAAUAUUUGGAAAUUUAUUGACUGUCUGAAAAGAGAGCAAAGUCUUCACGAGUUACAAAUUGAGCAGUUAUUAUCAGGGCAAACUGAUAAAAAAAAGAAGUACAGGGAUGCGGCAUUAAGGCUUCAAAAAGUAGUGGAGAAAUUUGAUGAUACCAACAUCCUGGACUACCUCCGAGCUGUUGCCCAUAACAUAACCUAUUGA
This is a messenger RNA of Photinus pyralis (common eastern firefly), 1347 nucleotides long. RefSeq lists its product as uncharacterized. The transcript has 3 exons. NCBI's taxonomy places the organism in Eukaryota, Metazoa, Arthropoda, Insecta, Coleoptera, Lampyridae. The record is from RefSeq and is a predicted model, not a curated record. Bases 1 to 1347 code for a protein of 448 amino acids.